Molecule: messenger RNA, 1034 nt
Organism: Physcomitrium patens
Lineage: Eukaryota; Viridiplantae; Streptophyta; Bryopsida; Funariales; Funariaceae
Product: putative phosphopantothenoylcysteine decarboxylase
Biological process (GO): coenzyme A biosynthetic process
Cellular component (GO): phosphopantothenoylcysteine decarboxylase complex
Molecular function (GO): FMN binding; phosphopantothenoylcysteine decarboxylase activity
Source: RefSeq, a predicted model, not a curated record
UCAGAGUUGUCAUACCACAACAAGAUUGUUAUAGAUGGAGUCUGUGCCAUCAGAUGCAAAUGAUGUCACGAACUGGGAGAAACUGCCUGAUAUUCCCGAGACCGAAGCUGCAGUGCUGGAGACCCCUUCCGCAACUGGUUGGGAAGCACGGAUUAAUAAUAGGAAACCUCGCAUUAUUCUGGCAGCUAGUGGGAGUGUAGCUGCAAUCAAAUUUGGCAUCCUUGCAGACAGCUUAUCAGAUUGGGCCGAAGUAAGAGCAGUAGCAACGAAACCUUCUUUGCAUUUCGUUGACAAGAAAGGCUUGCCAGCAACCGUGAAGUUGUAUACAGACGAAGACGAGUGGUCUAGCUGGAGCCGUAUUGGGGACAACGUGCUUCACAUAGAGUUACGGAAGUGGGCUGAUGCCAUGCUCAUUGCCCCUCUCUCUGCAAACACUCUUGCAAAGGUUGCAGGGGGCUUAUGUGACAAUCUCCUGACAUGCAUUGUGCGUGCUUGGGAUUUCUCGAAGCCUAUGUUCGUUGCUCCUGCAAUGAACACAUUCAUGUGGACGAGUCCUUUUACUGUGCGUCACUUAACAGCACUCGAGGAUCUGGGCGUAGUGGUUAUUCCACCAAUUUCUAAGAAGCUGGCAUGUGGGGACACGGGGAACGGUGCCAUGGCGGAACCUGCAACUAUCGAUGCCGCGAUGAGAUUGUCAGCUUUAAUCACUGACCCCGUUCUCCAGUCCCUUCCUGCACCACCUCGCGGCAUCUGAGUGUUUGUCAGGGUGUAGUUCUAUUUCUUCUCUCGCAGAUUCCCCACUACUCUCUUUUUUGCAUAUUUCAUGCGUCAAUUUCCAUCAACUUUCAGGUUUUGGCACCAAAAUUGUGAACCUUGACUUCGGUAUCCAUUGCAGUCGUGGUAAAUUUCGAUUUCAGUAGCCAUAUUGCACGUGUGAAACAUGGGUCGAGGCUGAAUGUCUCCUCGCAACUGUUUAACGAAAAUGUUUGAUAAGAUGUUGACAACAAGUGUAGAAUGCCUACAGAUUUAUCUUC